Molecule: messenger RNA, 5048 nt
Organism: Eurytemora carolleeae
Lineage: Eukaryota; Metazoa; Arthropoda; Copepoda; Calanoida; Temoridae
Exons: 5
Coding region: 605-4546 (1313 amino acids)
Biological process (GO): regulation of DNA-templated transcription
Source: RefSeq, a predicted model, not a curated record
UCUUAAAUAGUUACGGAGCUCAACUCUGCUCCAGGGGGAUACAACAGCAGGCUCAUUCUAAACCCAGGGAACAUUGAGCUAAACCGAACCCUGCUAAAGGGGGAAUAUAGAACAAUGUUUAAAAUCUCGAAAAGAAAGAAGAUAUAUUCCUGAACCUGAUCCUUCUCCUUUGGGUGCUCUGCUCCGAGUUCUUAUAGCUGUGGAGACGAUUUUUAAAGAAAAACUGUUAAAUCUUUUGUUUCAUUCCGGAUAGAGUUCAAUCUUGCCUAUAGGUUUUAAACUGAACACUCAACUUGCUCUUCAAAUGCAAAACCAAGACUGAUUUUUGUUUUAAAAGGCUAAACCCAAUAUGCUCCCAGCUCUGAAGUCCCCCUGGAGAAAACAAUCCCCUGCAAAUCCUAAACAGUUCACUGCCUAGUAUCUGAAAACUACACUUCCCGGAGAAAGCUUUGAAGAAGGAGAGAAGAGCAAGUAAUAAAAAUGUGUUCAGUUGCCGUGACGGAGAUAAAACAAUCAGCUGUUGCUUCUGCCAGGUUGAGGUUAGCUUGUUCAGACCGGAAUGUCAAACUGAUUCCAGCUCUCCACAAACCCUGGAUUCUACAGUAUGCCACGAAAAAAAUCUGGGAAAUCAAAAAAUAAAGGUUCCCCCGGAGUAUUUAUUUCUAACCUUAUCUCCUCUGAUAAACCUAUCCCGGAGAAAGUUAAAGUUAAACCUGAACCAAGUGCUGGGGUAUCCAACGACCUAGAGAUAUAUCAAGAAGCUGUGAUUUUAAGAACUGUUGUGGAACUUGCGCUUGCAAACUUACUGGUUGGAAACAAAGCUCCUGGUCUUAGACCUACCCAGAGUAAAAUGGCUCUUCCGAAUGAACCCUCCGGGUCUGGUUUUUCCAAGUUUAUAAGUCCUGUUCAAGAUCUAGGCAGAUCCCUUCUUGGUUUCCUCAUAGGAUCCAACCAGGAACCUUCUACUCAAACUCCAGGACGGAGAACUAACCAACAGAGUAAUUCUAAGCGUGAUUCAAUUAUAUCCAGCAACUCUGUGACCUUGGGCAGGCAGAGGCCUGUCGGUCAUCCUGCUAAUCCGUCCACACAUUCAACCCCUGUGGUCGUGAGACGGAUCAGAACUUCUAAUUCGUUCUCUAAAUCUUGUGAGUUAGAUCCUGUGAAAGAGCGCAAAUAUGCUUCAGACAGCCAUGAUACUUCUGAUCCCAAUCCUACCAAACCUUUUGCUGCUCAGAGGAGAAAGAAGAAAAGUAGGACGGAGGAUGAUAAGGUUUCUCCGAUAGGUUCAGUAGAUAUUACAACUUCGCCAGUUCAAAUCCCGCCAAUGAAUAAACUGGUAUCCAAACAAACCCCUGCACCUAUUAAAUCAAUUUCCCCCAAUCCCCCAAGUUCGACUUCCGCUAAACCCCCGAUGCAAGGAGGAAAUAAGAAGCGAAACAGAAGUUCCUCGAAUCGGCGGAAAAAACAGGCUGCCAAGAAAAACAGAGAUAAAAUAAAUCUAAACACUGUCGAAAAUGUCUCCGGACAUACUGAUCCAGUUGAUGCUGCAACUCUCCAGGUGUCCUUAGAAACAGAGGUUGUGCUUAGGAGAAAAGAUAUAAGGAUGGAUAAUCGUGAAUCUGGUAUAUCCCUGUUUGAUCCGGCCGAGGUGUAUAGUACGCCCCGGACUAGCUUAUUAAUCCCAGAAACUUUGCAAAUUAAAUCCAACCCGAUAAAUAAUGAAGAUCAGGAACAUAAACCGUCGCACGUUGAUGAAACUUCUCCAGAAGACUGUACCGUCUGUGUUACAGUCGGAGAACCCUGUAUGGAAAACCCUGCGACAGAUAGUUCAAGUAAUGAAAAAUCCUCUUGUGAAAAUUCUGACAGCUGUAAAAUCGUUUCAGAGAACUUGGAUUCUCUUGUCAGUCGCUGUGAGGGUGAAGAUAAUUAUGCAUCUGUUGACAACUGUUCUAACCCUGAAAUAUUUGACAGCAUUGCUCCUGACAACAGCUGUCUACCACCGGAUAGCAAACUUGUUCUCCAGUCUGUAACGGAAUCUGUGACAGCUGUCAAUGACAGCUUUUCACCCGACGACAGUGGUUUUGAUUGUAAAAGUCGCAUAAUCCCUGACAUUGGCAGCUGUGAGGCCCCUGACAGCUGUGAAUCCUGUGUAUCGGAUAUCAGGCAAAUAGUGGAUGCAGGGCUUCCGGAGUUUCAGGACACAAAUCUGCCUGUUCAGGAAACUACCAGGAGUUUCGUAACUGCUCAAACCUCAUUAAUCCAAUCCCAUCCCGGGAAUGAAGGGGCCCCGGGUCAAGAGGGGGUCACACCAGGUAGUUUUGGGGACUAUCAGGACACCCAGUUUGAGACAGUGUGUGUUCAACCCUACCCAGAGAAAGAAGAAUCCGUCCCGCCAGAAAAUACAGAAUUUGAACCCGGAGCGGAAGUGUUGGAUAAUGAAGCAUGCUGUAUAGGUUUUAUAUCAGGGUCUGAUAAGGAAUCAGUUGAUAUUAAACCCCGGAGUAGGAAUAUUGAAUCAGAGACUAUAAAAGAAAAUAGUCCUGUUGUUACUGAACUCACGUGUGUUCCUUUUUCUAUAUUUACUCCCCCCGCCCCUCCACCUCCACCCCCACCUGGGUUUCUUACUGAAAAUAUAAAGAUUCCAAAGAUAGUUUCAAGAGCAGAGAGAAUAAAGGAACAGGAGGGUCAGCCUAGAAAGAAGAAAAGUGUCUCCAGAGAACAAGCUCUUCUUGAUGAAUUGUCAUCUUUAGACGAAUCCUUCGCUUGUUUUCUUAAAACUCAGCUUAAUAUUAAAACCUUCUCCAGGGAGAGAGAUUCAGAGUCCGAAUUAGGAUCAACUUUAGAUCGGAGAAAGGUUCGAAGAAAAAAGGCUGAAAGUGAGAGCUCUGAAGGAAGACCUGGAUCAUCCUUGGACAUCAAACCCAACUCGGAGAUACAUCAAUCUCAAGCUGAGCCCUCAGAUUUAUCUGUUUCAGUUCAGCCAAUACUUGAAAGCGAGAAAGAGGAAAAGAAUUGUUCGGUGUUAAACCAAGGUCCUUUCGAAGCAGUUGAGACAGUACCGGUAGAUUCUACGGAGCUGAGUCCGGAUCCCCUGUCAGGGACGGAGAGUCCUACUUCUCCUGCUCCGGCAGAAGACCUGAAACCUAUGUCCGAGACAGAUCCUGAGAAUGAUAAUAAAAGUGAACCUUGUACAGAUAACGAUGAUGUGACAAAUAAUAAUGUAGUUGAGGAAUUUCAGUGUGAUGAAAGUGAGAUAUUGAGUAAACCUGAAAGGACGAAUUCUCCGGGUUUAGUGAUUGACUGUUGUCAGGACGAUAUGGGAGGAACACAUAGUUCGGAAGAGCAAACAUUAUCCGAUGUAACAUCAGACUUUACUCCAGACUCCAAAAAGGUUCCGAUCCUUUCCAAGUCUGACUCCGGCUAUUCUGGUUCUAGUCCUAAAUCUGCUCGAAAAAAGGACCUUUCAAUUGACGACGCUUUGCGCCAGUAUAAUCGAAGGAUUGGAGAAACAGUCCCUGUUGAACAGCUUAAGCGUCAAAGAAUUCAGUCCGUUGGGACGGAAUAUAGUGAUUAUACGGAUACAGAUACAGAACUUUCAGAUACAGAGGAUGUUGCCAACAGACGGGGAGUUCGAGAAGGAAGAAGUUUUAACAGUCGACGUAGCAGUACAGACAGUUCAGAGGACGGUGCCGGCCUCAGGGAUCUCCGAGGGGAGUUGAAGGAGCUGGAGGACAAGUUCAAGAAGGCCAUGGUGGCCAACGCCAGCCUGGACAAUGAGAAAUGUCAGCUAAUGUUUCAGGUUGAUCUACUAAAAGACCAGGUUGAGGAAGUAGAAGAACAAAGUUCUCUAAUUUUAAAAGAACUCCGCGCUAAAACCCACGAUUACGAACUAUUAAAACGCGACCAUGCAGAGAGCCAGCGCGCCGUCCAGCUUCUCCAGGCAGCUAUGGAGGCACAGCAGAAUAUGCUGCAGGAGCGGGGACUGGUUCUCCUGGGUGGAGAGGAGGAAGAAGAGGAGGAGGUGGUGGGAGAGGACGAGCAAGAGAAGAGAACUAGAGCCAUAGUUAGUCAGGAUACAGCUAAUAUUCUCGCGGGGUUAGGUCCAGGUCCUCUGGAUGUAAGAAUAAAACGGUUAGCGCGGCAGAGAGACGAUGCUCAAGAUUUGAAUCGUCGUCUUCGUCUUGAUCUGGAGGAGGAACAAAACCUGUCCUACUCUGCCAGGGGAGCAAACACACAGGAGGAGAUAGAGAGGGAAACGAAGAAACUCUUGGACGAAUAUAAAUUUAAAAUAUCUAAAUGUGAGCAAGAAACUGCUACGCUUACCGCCACCGUUGCCCGCCUUGAAUCACAGGUCAUCCGAUACAAAACCGCCUCGGAAACCGCCGAGCUAUCGGAAGAAAGUUUGAAGGUUGAACGACGGAAAACUCUGCGUGAGCUGCGCGAUGCGCAAAUGAAGAACGAAGAACUCGAAACCGCGAAUAAACACCUGGAGAAGCGUCUUGAAAAACUGAAGACUGCGAAAUCAAAUUUGCUUCAGCAACUCUGAAACUCGACUUACUUAGCAACACUUGUUAUAAAUAUUAUUAAGUGCCUACUUAUAAUUCUAACCCUGGAACAAGGGAUGUUAUUCUUCACACUAAACCCCUAACCAAACCAUAUUAAACCAUUGUCUUUAGUCGGAUAUAUAUAGCCUUGUGAUAUAGUUUCCAGCACGUGUUACAAACACGUUUAUGGGAGAUUUCAUGGAUUUAUGUCGAAAUCUACAAUUCUUAAAAAAUCCUGUUGCGGUUAAAAAAUAUAAUUUUAGGAUUUAUCUGAACAUUAAGAAUGUCAAUUUUCUUCCAAGUUUGUGAGUUUAUCUUCACUUUUAAUCUAUUAAAAGAUUGAACCCUGUAAGUCUGGUGUAUACUACUAUAAUGUUUAGACCAAAUAGUUUCACAGGAAAAAAUAUGUACUUUGUAUUUAUGAUGUAACUUGAAAAAAUGCAAAAAACAAAACAAAUAUUUUAUUACUUUUUAUUUUGUGUAAAUAUAGGCAUAUAUUUGUGA